CGUACGAGACGUGUGUGCGCGCGCGCGCGCGCGUGUGUGUGUGAGGGAGGGACCGAGGGAAGCGCCGAGAAAACGACGGCGCUUCGUGUCUGUCUCAGUGCCAGAGAGCGGAGAAACGAGCGGAUCUCGAGGGGUAAAAGUAGCAUAAAGAAACACUGAGAGACGAGAAAACAGAAUAAUAAAACAUUUCAACUCUCCAACUCGCUGACGGCAUAUAGACACACCAGAGCAAACCAGUUGCGUGUACAAGCAUCUGAAGCUUCUGGGCAGGCUCUGUUCACCAUGGACUGGAAGACCUUCCAAGCUCUGCUGAGUGGAGUGAACAAGUACUCCACAGCAUUUGGCAGGAUCUGGCUCUCGGUGGUGUUUGUAUUCCGUGUGCUGGUAUAUGUGGUGGCAGCUGAGCGUGUGUGGGGUGAUGAGCAGAAAGACUUUGACUGCAAUAUCAGGCAGCCUGGAUGCCCCAAUGUCUGCUAUGACCACUUCUUUCCUAUCUCCCACACACGUCUGUGGGCACUGCAGCUCAUCUUUGUCACCUGCCCCUCGCUCAUGGUGGUGAUGCAUGUGGCCUAUCGCAAGGACCGUGAGCGGAAGUACCAAUCCAAGCAUGGCAACGGUGUCAAACUUUACGAUAACACAGGUAAAAAGCACGGUGGUCUGUGGUGGACCUAUCUGCUGAGCCUCUUCUUUAAGACAGGCAUCGAAAUUGGCUUCCUCUACCUGCUGCACCUCAUCUACGACAGUUUCUACCUGCCCCGCCUGGUCAAGUGUGACAUCAAGCCCUGCCCUAACCAGGUGGACUGCUACAUUGCUCGCCCUACAGAGAAGAAGAUAUUCACCUACUUCAUGGUGGGUGCCUCGGCCUUCUGCAUUGUGCUGAAUGUGUGCGAGAUCAUCUACCUGGUUUUCAAGCGCAUCGCACGCUGUGCCCAUGAGGUGAAGAGUCGGAACCGAACCCUCGACCACGACGGGUGUAAGAACAACACCUGCAGAAACUGCCAUCUAGUUGAGACCCAGCUGGAGCUUAGGCCUGUCAUCCGCAUCAAGGAGGAAAUGCGAGCUUCUGCACCAAACCUCUCCUUGGCUGUUUAGGAGCUCCAUUUGCCUUAUGGAUCAGCCCGUCAUCUUUCUUUUGUCCGACUGUUAUGUGUAGCGUUAUAAAGACAGAUGUACAGCAGUGUUUGUCAUUUACUUACCGUUGUGGGACUAUGGUAAGGGAGGAAUGAGCUCAGCCUCUCCUCAGGGCUGGAAGGGGCAGAGUGGAGGCCCAGUAGUGCAGAAGUCAUGUUCAGCUGGGAAAACAGGCCUCGAACAAGGAGCAGAAGUGGGCCUAUAUUUCAAUGAGGUGCGGCAAUCAAGAUCUAGAGCCAUGUUUUUGUCAGUCAAUUACUGUUUGUUAAUUAUUGCAAUGUGUGUCCUGUGUUUGAAUUUCUCUCAUGAUGGAUGCAGGCCUGCUGAUGUUAAAGGGCUUGUGCUGAUCCAGUGUACUUCAUAUGUCAUUUAGCUCUGACUGCUGUGUCACUACUGUGCUGGUACUGUAAGUGGGGGACAACCUUCCAUCCUGCUUAGCCUGCAGUCGGUUAGGGGGACAGAGUUCACCUUCAUCAUCUAACUGCUGGAGAACUGAGCACAAUUUAUAGUGCUCACUCAGGAAAAAAAAAAAAAGUUUACCUUUACAGUUUUACAUUUACAAGACUAUAUACAAAUUUGUGUCUGUUUGCCUAACAAGGACAACAUUUAGAAUUACACAACAAACAAUUUUUGGUGCCUGUGGUGCUUGUUUACACACCCAAGCUGUUGUGCACAACUUUGUGUUUCUUACCCUUUUCCCAUCUCAAAAUGUGAGCUCUUCCAGACACGCAAAGUGACGUCGAAGUCGGCCAGCCGAGAUACAGGCUAAAUAAUCUCAAUAUUUACUUCUUAGUCAGAAAGAAUGCGUGUGCGUGCGUGCGUGCGUGCGUGCGUGUAUUGUGGGGGCAGGGGUGUUAAGUUUUUUCAUGCACCUCAAAGUUUCAGAUUAUGGACACUGAUUCUGGAAAUUCUGCAAAACUCAAGACACCUUUUGAUCCAUGUGCAUAUGUAUAUGGACAUAUAAAAAAUGUUUACUUUUUCUACAUUGUACAAUUUUACAAAUAAAAGCCAUGUUAUAAAUGUUGUAUGA
Messenger RNA from Scleropages formosus (Asian bonytongue), 2161 nucleotides. Its product is annotated as gap junction beta-3 protein-like. The record is from RefSeq and is a predicted model, not a curated record. The transcript has 2 exons. Bases 283 to 1092 code for a protein of 269 amino acids. Lineage: Eukaryota; Metazoa; Chordata; Actinopteri; Osteoglossiformes; Osteoglossidae. Gene Ontology annotation, molecular function: gap junction channel activity. Gene Ontology annotation, biological process: cell-cell signaling. Gene Ontology annotation, cellular component: connexin complex.